CCAGGCACAGAGAACCAAACUGUUAUAUCAAAUCUAAUCCCUACAAUGGAAGAAGCCAAAAGCCAAAGUUUGGAGGAAGACUUUGAAGGACAGGCCACACAUACGGGACCCAAAGGAGUAAUAAAUGAUUGGAGAAAGUUUAAAUUAGAGAGUGAAGAUAGUGACUCGGUCCCAUCGAGUAAGAAGGAGAUUCUCAGACAAAUGUCUUCUCCUCAGAGUAGAGAUGACAAAGACUCAAAAGAAAAAAUCAGCAGAAAGAUGAGCAUUCAAGAAUAUGAACUGAUCCACAAAGACAAAGAGGAUGAAAAUUGCCUUCGUAAAUACCGUAGACAGUGUAUGCAGGAUAUGCACCAGAAGCUGAGUUUUGGGCCUAGAUAUGGGUUUGUGUAUGAGCUGGAAACUGGGGAGCAAUUCCUGGAAACCAUUGAAAAGGAGCAGAAAAUCACCACAAUCGUUGUUCACAUUUAUGAAGAUGGCAUUAAGGGCUGCGAUGUUCUAAACAGUAGCUUAACAUGCCUUGCAGCCGAAUACCCUAUGGUCAAGUUUUGCAAAAUAAAAGCUUCUAAUACAGGUGCUGGGGACCGCUUUUCCUCAGAUGUCCUCCCUACACUGCUUGUCUAUAAAGGUGGGGAACUGAUAAGCAAUUUCAUUAGCGUUGCUGAACAGUUUGCUGAAGAGUUUUUUGCUGGGGACGUGGAGUCCUUUCUAAAUGAGUAUGGGUUACUACCUGAAAGAGAGAUGCAUGCCCUAGAGCAGACCGACAUGGAAGAAGAUAUUGAAUAAAGAUUCACUAUGUCAGUAUCUCAUAAUUCUUUAAACAUUGAACGCUGAUUUGGUAGUAUCCAUAUUCCUUUAGAGACACCAAGUAAGAAUGUGGCUAUUCCAAUUUGGGGAAAAAAAAAAAAACAGAUUGACACUAAAGUUAUAUGAUUAGCAUUUCUUAGUAUUAGUUACUCAAAUUGAUAUAAUGCUUUACUAUCACACAUUGUAGUCUUCAUUAACUGUUAGUGGACAAAGGGGAUAUGGAUGAUAUUGUGACAGUUUUGAAAAAUCCCUUUCAAGUUAUGUAUUGGCUUUUUUACUGGUUUUUUUUCUGCAGUGUUUUUUGGGGGGGUUUCAAAAUACAUUAUUAAUUAUAAUUUUGCCUAUGUAAUAAGAAUAAAGUCUCAUGAGGAAAUAAAUUUUCUAUUCGAAGUC
Pteropus alecto (black flying fox) is the source of this 1197-nucleotide messenger RNA. It is a transcript of the gene PDC, whose product is annotated as phosducin. Bases 46 to 783 code for a protein of 245 amino acids. The record is from RefSeq and is a predicted model, not a curated record. The transcript is spliced from 4 exons. NCBI's taxonomy places the organism in Eukaryota, Metazoa, Chordata, Mammalia, Chiroptera, Pteropodidae. Gene Ontology annotation, biological process: regulation of G protein-coupled receptor signaling pathway.